Molecule: messenger RNA, 1047 nt
Organism: Sodiomyces alkalinus F11
Lineage: Eukaryota; Fungi; Ascomycota; Sordariomycetes; Glomerellales; Plectosphaerellaceae
Product: zinc-binding dehydrogenase
Exons: 3
Coding region: 1-1047 (348 amino acids)
Molecular function (GO): oxidoreductase activity, acting on the CH-CH group of donors, NAD or NADP as acceptor
Source: RefSeq, a predicted model, not a curated record
AUGCCUGGUGAAAAUUUCAGAGUAUACUUAGCCGAGAGGCCCAAGGCAGAAAUCAUGGCCGGAACGACCCUCAAAACAGAGACCGUCCCUCUCCCCAAAGCCGAAGACCUCCAAGAUGGGCAGCUCCUCGUCGAGAACCUUUACUUGAGCCUGGACCCGGCCAUGCGCGGCUGGAUGAAUGAUACGCGGUCCUACGUCCCACCCGUGGCCAUCGGCGAACCCAUGCGCGCCGCCACCGUCUCCCGCGUGCUGGCGUCGAAGUCGCCCAAGGCGAAACCGGGAGACAUCCUCCCCACGCUCGCCGGUUGGACCGAGUACGCCAUCAUCCCCGACGCUACCAUCCAGCCCAUCGACACCUACCCGCCCGUCACCCACCCGUCCGACUACCUCUCCGUCAUCGGCAUGACCGGUCUGACCGCCUACUUCGGCAUGCUGCGCAUCGGCGAGCCCCGCGCCGGUGACACUGUUGUCGUGUCCGGCGCCGCGGGCGCCACGGGUAGCGUCGCCGGCCAGAUCGCCAAGCUGCGCGGCGCCCGCGUCGUCGGCAUAGCCGGCUCUGACGACAAAUGCGCCUGGCUGACCCGCGAGCUGGGCUUCGAUGCCGCCAUCAACUACAAGGAUCCCGACUUCCCCCGGAAAUUCCGCGAGGCCACCCCGGAUCGCAUCGACGUCUUCUUCGAUAACGUUGGCGGUGAGGUCCUCGACUUGGCCCUGGGUAGGGCGAAGGAGUUUGCUCGGUUUGUUAUUUGCGGCGGCAUUAGCCAGUACAACUCGUCCAAUGUGCAGGGUCCCAAGAACUUCCUCAGUGUCAUUUCCAUGCGCAUCAAGAUGCAGGGUUUCAUCGUCCUCGACUAUGCCAAGGAAUUUACUGCCGCCAGAAAAGAGCUAGCACAGUGGCUUGACGAGGGCAAGAUCAAGCGCAAGGAGACCAUCCUGAAGGGUGGCUUACAGGUGGCCGAACAGGGUCUGAUUGAUCUGUACAAGGGGAUCAACACGGGCAAGCUCAUGGUCGAGAUCAAGAGCCCCACGGCGCCAUCCAAGUUGUAG